AUGCUGCCCAGCAAGCGUUUGUGUCUCUGGUUCUGUGUGUUUGUACCUUUCUUUAAAGGCUGCUCGGGCUGCGCCGCUGAGGAGAGGCUGUUUCGCAGACUCUUCGCCCACUACAACCGGCUCAUCAGGCCCGUGGAGAACGUCUCUGACCCUGUCACGGUGCACUUCGAAGUGGCCAUCACGCAGCUGGCCGACGUGGAUGAAGUAAACCAGAUCAUGGAAACCAACUUGUGGCUGCGUCACAUUUGGAAUGAUUAUAAAUUGCGCUGGGAUCCAAUGGAAUAUGACGGCAUUGAGACGCUGCGUGUUCCUGCGGAGAAGAUCUGGAAGCCCGACAUCGUUCUCUAUAACAAUGCUGUUGGUGACUUCCAAGUCGAAGGCAAGACAAAAGCUCUUCUUAAAUACAAUGGCACGAUAACCUGGACCCCACCAGCGAUUUUUAAGAGUUCCUGUCCUAUGGAUAUCACCUUUUUCCCUUUUGACCAUCAAAAUUGUUCCCUAAAAUUUGGUUCCUGGACAUAUGACAAAGCUGAAAUUGAUCUUCUAAUCAUUGGAUCUAAAGUGGAUAUGAAAGAUUUUUGGGAAAACAGCGAGUGGGAAAUAGUUGAUGCUUCUGGCUACAAGCAUGACAUAAAAUACAACUGUUGCGAAGAGAUAUACACAGACAUAACUUACUCUUUUUACCUUAGAAGACUGCCGAUGUUUUACACCGUUAACCUGAUCCUCCCCUGUCUAUUCAUUUCGUUUCUAACCGUGUUGGUUUUUUAUCUUCCUUCGGACUGCGGCGAGAAAGUGACCCUUUGCAUUUCAGUCCUGCUUUCCCUGACGGUGUUUCUGCUGGUCAUCACAGAAACCAUCCCGUCCACAUCGCUCGUGGUCCCGCUGGUGGGAGAGUACCUGCUGUUCACCAUGGUCUUUGUCACCCUGUCCAUCGUGGUGACAGUGUUUGUGCUGAACAUACACUAUCGCACCCCAGCCACGCACGCCAUGCCCGGCUGGGUGCAGAAGGUUUUCCUCCGGCUGUUGCCGCAGCUCCUGAUGAUGAGGAAGCCCCUGGCCAGGACCAGGGCGACGGGCUCGGGCACAGUCCCCAGAGGCGUUUCUAGGAGGCCUGCCAGAGUCAAAUUUGCCAGCCGUGGAGACCCCAACCCCCUCAAAGAAUGCUGCCACUGUCACAAAUCAAGAGAGCCGGCCACCAGCAGGAGAAGAUUAAGUCAUCAGCCUUUACAGAGGGUGGCUGAAAAUUCAGAGCACUGGCCUGAGGUUGAAGAUGUGGUUAACAGUGUUCAGUUCAUAGCAGAAAACAUGAAGAGCCACAACGAAACAAAGGAGGUGGAAGACGACUGGAAGUACGUGGCCAUGGUGGUGGACAGAGUGCUCCUCUGGGCGUUUGUGGCUGUCUGUGUGUGUGGGACCGUAGGGCUCUUCGCACAGCCGCUGCUCGGGGACACAGGGAGACCUUAAGCUGAAUUUCCCUUUUCUGUCCAGACAUUUGUGGACACCGUGUCUGUUCUGUGUUCCCUGCCGCAGGAGAGGGGCUCAAAGCUUCCCACCCGAGCCCCCGUCCAAACUCUCAGCUGGGUGGACGAAGAGCACUUUACUGGCAGUGAGGGGCUCAGUGUCCUGCGCAGCAGGGGGAGGACGCCAGGAUGUUGUGGGACGCCGGAGCCCAGAGCCGGCGCCACAGGCCGAGUGCCAGGUCAGGCUCCUCUUGUCUGUCCAUGCCUGGCUUCCUGGGACACGAGUGGCUUGUCACGCAGCCUUACGGUGCAACGAGCUUCAGGCUGUGCUGAGCGAGGCCCGUGUGCUGCCUGUCAGCCCAGUGACGCAGGGGGGGCUCUGCCGGUCGGACCCUGCUGGCAUUGGCGGCACCGUGGACCACGGCGGCCUUGCUCUCUCCUGCACGUGUCUGUGGCGUCACUCACCCUCCCCGGCGCUGACGCAUUAAUUGGUUCAAAAGAAUCCCACACGGUCAGCGUCUACCUUGGCAGCCCGUGUUUAGUGGCACUCAGCCCGCGGGACCGUGGGGGACCCAGCGCUGUGCGAGGCGCUGCAGGCGGAGCAGACGCGGGUUCCCUCCCCACGUGCUCGCGGCCUCCCGGGAAAGGCCAUAGGUGGGAAGAUCUGCAGGACCCCGCGUCCGCGGGGACUGUCGCCAGAGCGACGCAAGUGGGAGAGCGGACGGGGUGCGGCCGGGGGGACCCGAGCCGUCCUUUGCUGUUGAAGAAAGACGUCCUUCUAGUCUUUUCUCGUCAGUAGUGUUCCCCUGUUCAUUGUA
Messenger RNA from Lemur catta (Ring-tailed lemur), 2278 nucleotides. RefSeq names its product cholinergic receptor nicotinic alpha 6 subunit (gene CHRNA6). The record is from RefSeq and is a predicted model, not a curated record. Gene Ontology annotation, molecular function: transmembrane signaling receptor activity; acetylcholine-gated monoatomic cation-selective channel activity. NCBI's taxonomy places the organism in Eukaryota, Metazoa, Chordata, Mammalia, Primates, Lemuridae. Gene Ontology annotation, biological process: chemical synaptic transmission; nervous system process; signal transduction. The transcript has 6 exons. The coding region runs from base 1 to 1464 and encodes 487 amino acids. Gene Ontology annotation, cellular component: postsynaptic membrane; neuron projection; synapse.